CUUUGUUUGUGCCAUCCACGGAGCAAUGCGGCGCGUUGUCUCGACAAGCCACGCCGCCUCAGGCCUUCAUCGCCGCCGCGACCCUUCCCUCCACCUGUCUAUUCGCACGGCCCCUCGGGGAAAAUGCCGCCUCGUUCCUACAACCCCAGUGGCUACUCGAGCAUCAUCGUGACCUUUUUGACACCGCCCGCCCGCCAGUGCGCGGCGGCGACAGCCCAAGGAUUAUUGGUGCUUGCAGGGUUCAAAGGAUUUCAUACUUCCGAUGGCGUAUCUCGUCCCGGGGGGUACCGCCUCAUAUCAAUGCAUGAAAAUAAUUGUGCACUUCCGCAGCGGGACCAGACUGCCAACGCCCUCACAAUCCCGAUCUGGAUAUCCGCAGAAGAUCGCCUCGGCGACGAUGCUGCGGAGUCCCUGUCUGCCAUCUACCUCGGACAGUAUCAUCAUUCCCAUUCCUCCAGGGCUGGUCCGCGCGUUAGGCGGCUAAUCCUUGAAGAGCCGUGUAUACAUCCGUGGCUUUAUAUAGUACCCAACAAAGGCCAAGCACACCGUGGCCAGUCAUGCUGGGGCCACAAACAUGGCGUCCGCGAGCUUGUCGGGAGAGAUAGCCUUAGAGGUGCGAAAAACUCAUGUGCGAUUUUGGCAUGCACAGCGUGACAUUUGUCUCCGUGCCAAAGGUCCCGAUUGUACAUGGCGAUCGCUAUCAGGUCCCGAAAUGGAGUAGCGAGCUCGCACAGCAUCUCCAGCUUUGUGGCUCUGCAUGGCUUGGCAGGAAAAACCACCGUCACGACGGGACAAAAGUGCGCGAACAACCACCUAAGCAAAGAACCGAGAGAAGAAGACAGCUAAGUAGCCAUUCUGAAACUCGGCUCGGGCCCAACAGGAAUUGUUCGCUGGAACGACUGCAUUUGCCCGAUCCCCAGCACAGUCAUCUGUGAACAGUUUACUUCCAGAAGCGU
Molecule: messenger RNA, 956 nt
Organism: Microdochium trichocladiopsis
Lineage: Eukaryota; Fungi; Ascomycota; Sordariomycetes; Xylariales; Microdochiaceae
Exons: 2
Coding region: 124-654 (176 amino acids)
Source: RefSeq, a predicted model, not a curated record